Nicotiana tabacum (common tobacco) is the source of this 1257-nucleotide messenger RNA. Its product is annotated as F-box only protein 13-like. Gene Ontology annotation, molecular function: protein binding. Lineage: Eukaryota; Viridiplantae; Streptophyta; Magnoliopsida; Solanales; Solanaceae. The record is from RefSeq and is a predicted model, not a curated record.
AUGGCCUUUAGAAGAAAUCUGAAGAGGAAAUCAUCUGAAGAAGAUGGAGAUAGCUUUGCUUUUCCACUUGAUGAGCUUAAUCAAGAUCUUCUUGAGAAGAUUCUUUCUUGGCUACCAACUUCUACUUUUCUCCGCUUAACCUCAGUUAGCAAAAAAUGGAAAUCAGCUGCUACUUCCCCUGCUUUCCACAUAGCUUGCUCUCAAAUCACAUCCAGAGACCCUUGGUUUUACAUGGUUGAUUCUUCUUCACUAUCAUCUCCUUUUGUGUAUGAUUCUUCUGAAAUGAAUUGGAAGAAAUUCCUCACUUACCCAUCUAAUUUUCUUGAAAAAAAUCAGAAAAAUGAUUCUAAUUUCCUCCCUGUUGCUGCUUCUGGUGGACUUCUCUGCUUCCACAAUAGUGAAAAGGGUGAAUUCGUCAUUUUUAACCCUGUUACUUCCACAUGUCGCAAGCUCCCUUUAGUGGAUUAUUGCAAUACCCUUUGUGCUAUAGGAAUGAUUUCCACUCAAGAAUCAUAUAAACUUUUCCUGGUUUUUGGUGAAUUCCCAAAUCUUUCCUUUAGAGUCUACAAUUCCGUGACAAAUCUCUGGGAAGAAUCUGCAAUUAUGAGUAGAAAAUUUUCUAGCUGCCCUGCAGCUGAAUCCUACAGUACUGAUGAAGAAGACGACGACGAUGGUCGAAUGCUGUAUUUCUUGGGUAAAUGUGGCAAUGUAAUAGCAACUGAAAUACAAAAAACCCCAUGUAAACAGUACUCCUCAAUAAUCACCAAGAAUGGUUGUACUGGCCAAGAGAUUCUGUAUUUCUUGAACUCCAAUGGCAAAGUUGUGGUUUGCAAUUUUGCUGAAAAGUAUUUUUUUGAGUACCCAAGAUUACUUCCUCUUAGUCAUGAGUACUCUAUUGACUUAGUUGAAUGUGUAGGAGAGUUGCUUGUGGUUGUGCUCUCGGAAUUCUUGGAAACUGCAAGUCUGAGAGUGUGGAAAUUUGACGAGAAGAGUUGGAUUUGGAAUCAGGUUUUGGCAAUGCCAGCAGCAAUUUCACAUGAAUUUUAUGGGAAGAAAGUGGAUAUCAACUGCACUGGAGGAGAUGGUGAAAAGAUGUUUGUGUGUAUUUCUAAUGCUGCUGGUGAGAGUUGUAGGUAUUUCUUGUGCAAUUUGGUUGGAAAUGAGUGGACUGAAUUGCCUGCUUGUAGUGUUGAUGGCUAUAACAGGAAAUUCAGUUGUGCUUUCUCUUUUCAGCCUAGGAUUGAAGCUUCUGUGUGA